This is a messenger RNA of Drosophila sulfurigaster albostrigata, 3170 nucleotides long. Its product is annotated as restin homolog. NCBI's taxonomy places the organism in Eukaryota, Metazoa, Arthropoda, Insecta, Diptera, Drosophilidae. The transcript has 2 exons. The coding region runs from base 651 to 3044 and encodes 797 amino acids. Gene Ontology annotation, molecular function: nucleic acid binding; zinc ion binding. The record is from RefSeq and is a predicted model, not a curated record.
GCUCGGGUAACAGAAGCUGUUACCAACAUAACAGUUACAGUGCCACAUGAGCCCUGCAGUGAGUGCUACGGUAUCAUUUAUCGUUUUAUCGAUAUCGUAUGAUAUGUGGUCACACUCUAACAAGAAGCGAAGAAGGGAAAGCACGCGGAAAGCAAGAUCGAUAUUAAAAAGUGUACCUUAAUUAUAAUUUCAUCAUAUCUCUUUAUUCUAAUAAAUAUCCAUACAAAAUACAAGCCUACACAAAGCCAUCCCUUUACAGUUCAGAAGUGGGAUCUGAUAAGUUGUAUGGAUGUGAAAGCGUGAAAUUGAGGAUGAUGAAAUAGGAAAAGACAUUGUGCAGAAACAAAACUGAGACAGAGAAAACCAGCAAGAAUAGUCGGCGUUGAAAGUUUGCAGUGAGAUGUGUUCUCAAGGUCUGUGUGACAAAGAAAACUGCAAAUAACGGAUUAGUUCCUUUUUCUUCGUGGCAGACGGAUUCAAAGUCGUGGUUACACCAAGAGACGGUGGAGUCUUAGAGAACAUAGCAGCAGUGUGCGUGUGUGUAUUUGCGAAAUACAAGACGUUGUGAAAUACGUAGCAGCAGCGUACGUGUGUGAGUGUGUGCAGAAUUAUUAAAAAUCAAUAAGAGAACUAAACAGAAAAGACAAAAUAUGCACAAAAUAACUGAUCUUAAGGUGGAUCAGUUGAAAUUCCUUCUUCGCGGUGUGGAUUUGCCAACAUCAGGAACGCGUGCUGAAUUAAUCCAGAGACUGAUCGAGCAUGAGGGUUCGACAGAGAUUGAGAUGCCGCAAGCAGCUAGUCUUGCCAGUCAACAAGAAGAUGCAAUUGCGUCACAGGCAACAGCUAUUUCGAAACUAGAAGGCGAAAUGAGACAGCUAAUGGAGAUGAUGUCCCAGUUUAUGAGCGUUCAAAGACAGAAUACAUCGACAGUUCCUAGCCAGCAACCGCUAGCAAUGAAUAGUGAAAUUCAAUCACCAGAUUCAAACAAUGUAUGCAGUCAAGGUCAGCAAGUAAUUAACACAGCGAGGCAAGCGUCAGUGAAAGAAAUAGCGAAUACCUUGCCAGAGUUCGACCCCAGUGACAAAAACGCCAUCACUGCCAAACAAUUCAUUGAUCGGGUAAACAAAGUAGUUGAUGCCUACAAUUGGGAUCAGAAAUUUUUGCUGCUCGCCAUCUACACUCGCCUCAAGGGUCCUGCCAAGAUGUGGCUCGACUCAUCACCAGUGGUACAUACCCGAUGGAGUAACUUUGCCGAAGCUUUAAACGACGAGUUUGGUAUCGAACCAGACGAAGCAGAGAUCCACUUCACUAUGGCCAAUGCAACGAGAAAGUCGAACGAAACUGUUAAAGAAUAUUGUUUUCGUAUGUCAGCCCUUGGUGUUCGGUAUAAGCUUAGUGAAGCAGCGGUCAUAAGGUACGUCAGAGCCGGUCUACAGCAUCGAGAGUUGCAAAAUAGCAUUGCAGCGAUUCAGUUUUAUAGUAUGAAGCAGCUACGGGAUGCAACUGAAAACUUCUUCAUGAACCGAAACCGUUUCAGCGAGAAUAAGAGGAAUAUGCCACCAAAAGAUUACAGCGACAAUCAAAAAGGCGAGGUCAAUGCUAAGUCAGCAAAGCAGAAGGAAGCUUUGAAAUGCUAUAAUUGCGGAGAGUCGGGACACUUUGCCAAUUCUUGUCCAAAGCCACCAACAAAAACAAGAUGUUCCAAGUGCAAUAAGUUUCAUGCACGGAAUGAGAAUUGUCAGUCAGCAACUGUAAUGCGCGUGGGCACCUUGCAACCAAACAUGCCCUUCCUAAAGAAUAUUGUUGUCAGCUCGCACUGUUACGUCGCGUUCAUUGAUUCCGGAAGUGAGGCUAGUAUUGUGCGCAGGUCAGUAGCCAAAGAAAUUAAAGCCGUUCACAGCAAGUGUGCCAUGCAAAUCAGAGGCAUUUGUGGAGGUUCAUGUAUCUCAACCGAAGCUAUACAGUUGGAAAUAGUCAUCGAUGGAAAAAGUGUUUCCGCCAAAGUUUACAUUGUCGAAGAUAAGAUACUCCCAGAAGAUUUUCUGUUGGGCCAAGACGUCAUCGUAAGCGCUAAACUGUCAUUCGAUUUUGAGAAGAUCCAGUCUAGUGUCAACCGAGCAGUACCGAUGUCAGCAGAGCUUCCAUGCGAUAAUUUUCCAGACUUACUUCUUGGUAAUUUCGAGAAACAAGAAGUGAAGGACAAAAUGCGUGCGUUGUUGGAAAAGCUUCGCGCACAAAACGAAACUUUGAUUGCUGAUCUGCAGGCAAUUGGUAGUCAUGAUGAUAAAGAAAUAGUUGAGCUGCAGCAAUUAAUUGAACAGAGGACACAGCAGAUUGAACAGCUGCAAUUGGCGCAAAAUACGUUACGUGUUGAUGCACGGAUCACUGAACUUGAACUGAAGGAAGCACAUCAAAAGAUGGCAGAAAUGGAGGAAGAAUUGACCCAAUACCAACGUAAAGCGGCGCAGCGCUUGGAGGAACUGCAAAAGCUGCAGCAAGAAGAGUUGACUUGCAACUGGGUGGCAUUGACCAAGUACGAGGAGGUUAAGACACAACUUAUCGAGUUGCAGCGUUCCGUUGAGUUUUAUCAAGAAAGUGAAAAGGAACUUAAGCAAACGCUUGUUGAAAAUGAGCUGACUGCACGCUUGCUCAAAAAAGAAGUCGACGAGAGCACUUUACAAGCCUCCAAAGCUAUCGUGGAACGUACAAAAGCAUACAACGACAAAUUACAGCUAGAGAAACGUUUGGAAGAAAUGAAGGUGCAGCUGGCAUUGCUGCAGGACGAGCAAAGACUGCAGCAACAGCAGCAGCAGCAGCAGGAAUAUCCCCAUUGUAGUCGUAUCAAUAGCAUCGAUGCCUCCCAAUCGGGCUACACAUCUGAGGAUGUGCCAUUGCAAUUGGCCAAUAAUAAAGCCAACGCCAACGUAUAUAAAGUAGAUGAUCUUAUUCUGGUCGAGAAUGAGCCGUUUGGCACGGAUACUUCCCGCAAAUUGGAGCCUCGCUAUAAAGGCCAGAUAUCUAGUCGAAGAUUUGCCACAUGUUAAACGAAAGCAGAAACAUUGCAAAUCUGACUACUCUUCCGGCAAAAUGAAACAUUGGUGUCAGCUGCCGCCGGAUGAAUCAGACGAAGAAGACAAUGGCGAGAUCACAGCAAACGACUCUUGCGAGGA